Molecule: messenger RNA, 789 nt
Organism: Geosmithia morbida
Lineage: Eukaryota; Fungi; Ascomycota; Sordariomycetes; Hypocreales; Bionectriaceae
Product: adaptin ear-binding coat-associated protein 1/2
Exons: 1
Coding region: 1-789 (262 amino acids)
Biological process (GO): endocytosis
Cellular component (GO): clathrin vesicle coat; membrane
Source: RefSeq, a predicted model, not a curated record
AUGGAGGUAGUCGACCCCGCGACGGGAGCCGCCCUCCCCGCGGACGCCAUCCAGCGCGUCCUCUUCCUCACCAACACGACCCACGUCUACAACAUCCCACCUCUACCCUCGACCCGCGGCCACAUGGCAGCCGCGUGGACCGAGGAUCCAUCGCGACACAUCUUCACGGCGCGCCUGCGCCUCCUCGAGACGAGCUCCGCCGACGCCGACCUGCUCAAGGUGGACCUGGUGCUGGAGGACGCCUCGUCGGGUGCUCUGUUCGCCGCGGCGCCCUACGCCAACCAGUCGUCUGUCGAGCCCGUCAUCGACAGCUCCCGCUUCUUCGCCAUCACCGUGCGCGAUCCGUCGGGCCGCAAGGCCGUCCUCGGCAUAGGCUUCGAGGAGCGCUCCGACGCCUUCGACUUCGCCGUCGCCCUGCAGGCCGCGCGCAGGGCGCUGGGGUGGGAAGGCCCCGCUGCCACCGUCGCCGGCGCACCGUCCAGGGCGGACGAGCCGAGGGACUACAGCCUCAAGGACGGGGAGAAGAUCACGGUUAAUAUCGGCGCCAAGGGCCUAGGCAGGAGACGUCCGCGCAACGACGAUGAGACGCCAGCCUCGUCAGAGAAUCUGCAGUCGUUUGCCCUAGCGCCGCCGCCGCCGCCGCCGGCCGCCACCACCACUCCUGAUACCGGAGGCGACGGUGGUGCCUUCAGCUUGCCCCCGCCGCCCAGUGCCACCGAUGCGAGGAGGAAACGUCGGUCUGUGCAGCAGCUGGGCUUUGAUGAUGGUCAGUUUGGCGAGUUUGCCUAA